This is a messenger RNA of Tinamus guttatus (white-throated tinamou), 465 nucleotides long. Lineage: Eukaryota; Metazoa; Chordata; Aves; Tinamiformes; Tinamidae. The record is from RefSeq and is a predicted model, not a curated record.
AUGGGCAGAGCAGAUUUUAUAGAGAAAGAGGCCGAGGGCCCAAAGCCACUUCUCCAAAGUGUCUUUUCUCACUGCUGUUCCUGUCUCCUAGCGCUGCUGCUGGAUCUGGUGCUGGUGGCCGUGGUGAAAGGGCUCGUGCGGCGCCCGCGGCCCACGCACAACAAGAUGGACAUGUUCGUCACCCUCUCCGUGGACAAGUACUCCUUCCCGUCGGGCCACGCCACCAGGGCCGCCUUGGUGUGCCGCUUCGUCCUGCACCACCUGGUGCUCGCUGUCCCGCUGCGCGUGCUCGUCGUGCUCUGGGCUCUCAUCGUCAGCAUCUCGAGGGUCAUGCUGGGCAGGCACAACGUGACAGACGUGCUCUUCGGCCUGCUGCUGGGCUACGCGCUCUACAGCGUGGUGGAGUACUGCUGGCUGUCGCCGCUCAGUGCGCCCGCGCUCUUCGCGCUCUGGAGCCGCUGACGG